AUGGGGGCUUCUCUUGCCGACGCGUCGUACGCUGCCGCAGGCCUCGUCCUCGCCUUCACCAUCCCCUCGAUAUGGAGGCUGGCAAGGGCGCCGUGGCGCGUCAAGACCGUCAAUGAACCCGCGCUCUACGAGGACGAGGAUGGCGUCGCGACCGAGGAGUCUAUGGCGCGCUUCUCCAACAAGCGGCAGUUCGUCGUGAUCUUCAGCGCGGCGAGCUUCGGGCUGGCCGAGUCGUUUGCGCUGGCGGUGCUCGCGACGGUGCGCAGAGGCGCCUUCGCGGGCCUCUGCCUGACCCAGCUGUGGCUCUUGUUUGCGGCUUGGGUCUCGAUGUUCCUGCAGAUUCUGGAUACGGCUCGAGAAGGAGACAUCCUUACCCGCUUUAGACGCGCAGCGUGGGAUACGGUAUCGUGCGCUCUGAUUGCUGUUCUGGCUUGGGCUGUCCUACUCGGCCAGUUCCCUAAGUACCCGGAUGAUGUUAUCUUGGGCGUGAUGACGGGCGUCCAAAUGCUCGCUGCGGUUGUGUUGGCCGUCGCCCUGGUCUCGAUCGAGCGGCGUCCAGAUGUCUACCUCCCCGAUGGCACGCUCGUGGAGCGGCAAUUCAAAGCAUCGCUCUUUGCCCGAUACACCCUGAGCUGGAGUGUGGAUAUCCUGGACCUAGCCGCGACGAAACCGAUCAACGUGGAGGAAAUGCCGGCUCCGGAUUCGAGGCUCCGAUCCGAAGAGGCAAAGAAUAGAUUCCGGGCAAUCGUGCUGAAGCCCACGGUCAAACUCUGGAAGCUCAUCUUCUGGGCCUUCCAGAACAAGUUGUAUUGGCAGUGGUUCUUGAUCUUCGUCUCCUGUUUCUUUGACGUGGCUCCCCAGUUCACAAUGCUGAAGCUCCUGCAAUUUCUCGAGAACCGCCGGGACUUUAACCCGCUCGACCCGCAAGCCUGGUUCUGGGUAGGCAUGAUGUUCGUGAUCACGGUGGGCUCGACGAUGAUCGACUACCGGAUAUUCUGGUUGAUGAUGUGCGAGGUUGCCGUCCCUGUCCGGUCGGUCCUCACGGCUCUCAUCUUUGAGAAGAUGAUGAAGAUGAAAGACACCAAGGAGCCUCCUUCCCGGAAAGAGGAUUCUAAAGAUCCAUCAGCGGAUACCGAUGCCAAGGACAGUAACACAAAGACUAAAGGGGAGACGGAGAAGAAGCCCAAGACCCAACAGGAUAUUGUUAAUAUGUUCACUGUGGACACGAACUUGGUCGGGCUCUUCACCGGCAAUCAGCAAUUUUAUCUGAAUUUUCUUACCAGAUUAGUCUUGGCCAUUGUCUUUUUGUGGUUGCUCGUCGGCUGGGUAAGUAUGAUCGCCGGAAUGUCCGCAAUGGUCAUCAUGUACCCGAUGAACCACUAUCUCGGGAAGAGGUAUGCUUCUCUCCAAAAGGACUUGAUGAAGGCUAGAGAUACCAAGACUACCGUCAUAACGGAAGCCUUACACGGGAUCCGACAGAUCAAGUUCUCCGCCAUCGAGUCACAAUGGGCUAAGAAGAUCGAAGACAUUCGAGCAGUAGAGCUCGAGAAGAUUUGGCAGACCAAAGUGAACAAUGUCAUCAUGGGCUUGGUCUCGGAUCUCAGCCCCGUGCUCUUUGCAGCCCUUGCUUUGGCUACGUAUUCCUAUAUCCAUGGGAAUCUGCUACCGUCGAUUGCGUUUACGGCUCUCAGUCUCUUCAUGCAGCUAGAAGGCUUGAUGCACAUGAUCCCGCUCCUCCUCGCCAUGGGGGUAAAUGCCAAGGUCAGUGCUGACCGCAUUGACGCAUUUCUCCAGGCCCCUGAAAAGACCGAGAACACGUACCCGGGGGAUUCCAUCUCGUUUAGCAAUGCAUCUGUCACCUUUCCAUCGGACUCGCCCAAGGACGACGAGGAUAGAUUCAUUCUCCGCGAUAUCACAUUGGACUUUCCGAACGGUGCUCUGAGCGUUAUCUCAGGCCCGACGGGGUCCGGCAAGUCAUUACUCCUGGCAGCGAUACUCGGCGAAGCGGAUGUGCUUUCUGGUGAUAUCAGAGUGCCCAGGUCACCGCCGGUUACAGAACGCUUUGACAGCAAGGCCACUGCGGCAAACUGGAUCAUCCCUACAGCGAUAGCGUACGUUAGCCAGACGCCCUGGAUCGAAAAUGCUACUAUCAAGAAUAACAUCCUGUUUGGACUACCGGACGACCCUGUCAGGUACGCGAAGGUCAUUAAAGCUUGCGCACUUACGAAGGAUCUGGCUAUGUUUGAAGAUGGCGAUUCGACCGAGGUCGGUGCGCAAGGAAUAAGUCUCAGCGGAGGUCAGAAGUGGCGCUUGACACUGGCCCGCGCUUUCUAUUCCCGAGCAGGUAUUCUGAUACUUGACGAUGUCUUCUCCGCUCUGGAUGCGCAUGUGGGUAAAGAGAUUUACGAAAAUGCGCUUAUGGGUGAGCUGUCAGAAGGCCGAACGCGUAUCCUGGUCACUCAUCACGUCUCUCUCUGCCUCCCGCGCGCAAAGUAUGCCGUAAGGCUCGGGGCUCAUGGAACCCUUGAGCAUGCCGGUCUGACGGAACAUCUGCGGGAAACCGGAAGUCUGGUAGACAUUCUCAAGGCUGAAGCUGGAGACGAAGAUAGUGGCACCAUCGAGGUGGCAUCGACAGCUGAUGAGGGACAAACCGAAGAUGCCGCGCCUGUGGCUAAAGCUACUCCCAAAAAGCUUAUUGAGGAGGAGUCACGCGAGACCGGCAGAGUUAAGAAGACCGUUUAUCUCAGUUACCUGAAGGCCAGCGGAGGCUUCCCAUUCUGGACACUUGUCGUCCUCGUAUACUUGCUGUCACAGACAUUGACCGUGAGUCGCUCAUGGUGGGUCAGGAUUUGGACAGCCAGCUAUGAACAUGCCAGGGCCGAGAUGAUACACAUUACGCACAAGUAUUCUAUCCAGAACCAGUUCUUCAUUCCAAAUACCGAUUCUGCCGAGCUCUAUACUCAAGGUAACAACGAGGCGCUGCAGAAGUUAGGAUACUAUCUUGGUAUCUAUAUUGCCAUUUCUCUGGUGUCCAUCACAGUCGCCGCGGGCCGUGUUUUCCUAGUCUAUCGGGGCUCCCUGGGUGCUUCUCGCAAGGUCUUUAGGGAUAUGACUUAUAGCGUCCUUAGAACGCCGAUGCGGUGGCUUGAUACGGUUCCAACUGGUAGGAUCUUGAACCGCUUCACGGCUGAUUUCCAGAGUAUGGAUUCACAGCUGUCUUUGAAUUUUGCAUACGUAGCCGGGGCUAUUCUUGAGAUUAUUGGCAUUUUGAUCGCAGCGUUCUUCGUCACGCCCUACAUGAUCAUCCUCUCUGUCGCUCUCCUGGUGGUCUGCGGUCAGAUUUCUAGCCGCUACCUCCGUGGUGCUCGCUCGAUCAAGCGCCUUGAAUCAAUACAGAAAUCACCUAUGAUUUCACACUUCAGUUCCUCACUCGAAGGCCUCGGCACUAUCCGCGCUUUCAACAAUGUCCCGGUCUUCGAGUCCCGAAUGUACAAACUCAUCGAUUCGUUCACAACGGCCACAUACCACAAUCAGCUUUUCAACUGCUGGCUCGGAUACCGCAUGGCCAUGACUGGGUCAAUAUUCUCCUCCGCCGUUUCUGCUUUCAUUGUCUCGACACGUGGCGUCGAUGCGAGUCUCGCUGGAUUCGCCCUAGCUUUUGCCAUGGAUUAUAGGGGAGCAGCAAUGAGGACUAUCAAACUGCUUGCUCAAACUGAAUUAGACAUGAAUGCAGCGGAGCGUAUCUUUGAAUACUCUAAGCUCCCAACAGAAAAGCUGGAUGGUAUCGAUAACUUGCGUGCUUCCUGGCCCGAAGAGGGGAAAUUGGAGGUAGAGGAUCUGGAAGUCGGAUAUGCUGAGGACCUGCCUUCGAUAUUGAAGGGUCUCUCAUUCAAGGCGGAAUCUAACCAGAGAAUCGGCGUGGUAGGCAGGACUGGAGCUGGAAAAUCCACCUUGUCACUAGCCCUCUUCCGCUUCCUCGAAGCACGAAAAGGACGGAUCCUUAUCGAUGGGGUCGACAUCUCGACGGUAAAGCUCCAUGACCUGCGAACCCGUCUCGCGAUCAUUCCGCAAGACCCAGUUCUCUUCUCUGGCACAAUCCGCACGAAUCUCGACCCCUUCUCCGACUUCUCCGACCACCAGAUCAAAGAAGUCCUCCAGCGCGUCCACCUCAUCCCCUCAUCCGACAACAGCCCCGCCCCAGAACCCGAAGCCGAAUCCUCUACGAGCGGAAGCAGCACCGCGGCGCCUACACUUACAGACGUGAAAGGAAACGCGAACAUCUUCCUCGAUCUGUCCUCCCCCAUCUCCUCCUCCGGCUCCAACCUCUCGCAAGGACAGAAACAACUCCUCUGCCUCGCCCGCGCCAUCCUCUCGCGGCCCCGCCUUCUCAUCCUCGACGAAGCGACGUCCGCCGUCGACAUGGUCACCGACGCAUUGAUCCAGCGCAGCAUCCGCGAGGAAUUUGCAAACACCACACUCCUCGUCGUCGCACACCGCCUGAGCACCGUCGCUGAUUUCGACCGCAUCCUAGUCAUGCGCGACGGCGUCGCCGCCGAAUUCGGCAGCCCGAAAGAGCUGCUGGGACUAGAAGACGGCGUAUUCCGGGAUAUGGUAAAGCAGAGUGGUGAGCAGGAGGAGUUGGAGAAGAUUAUCUUGAGAUCUUGA
Molecule: messenger RNA, 4665 nt
Organism: Amorphotheca resinae ATCC 22711
Lineage: Eukaryota; Fungi; Ascomycota; Leotiomycetes; Helotiales; Amorphothecaceae
Exons: 5
Coding region: 1-4665 (1554 amino acids)
Biological process (GO): transmembrane transport
Cellular component (GO): membrane
Molecular function (GO): ABC-type transporter activity; ATP binding; ATP hydrolysis activity
Source: RefSeq, a predicted model, not a curated record